This is a messenger RNA of Sinocyclocheilus rhinocerous, 3091 nucleotides long. Its product is annotated as POZ-, AT hook-, and zinc finger-containing protein 1-like. Gene Ontology annotation, molecular function: DNA-binding transcription factor activity, RNA polymerase II-specific; protein binding; RNA polymerase II cis-regulatory region sequence-specific DNA binding. Gene Ontology annotation, biological process: regulation of transcription by RNA polymerase II. Gene Ontology annotation, cellular component: nucleus. The coding region runs from base 156 to 2411 and encodes 751 amino acids. The transcript is spliced from 6 exons. NCBI's taxonomy places the organism in Eukaryota, Metazoa, Chordata, Actinopteri, Cypriniformes, Cyprinidae. The record is from RefSeq and is a predicted model, not a curated record.
UGCCAUUUUUCCCCCUGCUAACAUGUUAGAUGCUAAAAAGGCGAGGAGUGGUGGUCGCUGCUGAGUGCUUCUCUUUAUUGGGUGUUUGCCGUUCGUUUGCGUUUGUCUACCUCUUCUGUCGUAUGCGUUAGGCUCGGUUGUUGAAUGAAGGCGGCAUGGAGAGGACAGAACAGCCGUGGAAUUCCUCCUACACGUACCAGGUGAGCAAACACAGCGCAGAGAUGCUACACAACCUCAACAGCCAGAGAAAAGAUGGAGGCAGGUUUUGUGAUGUUAUCUUGCGCGUCGGAGAGGAGAGCUUCCCCGCGCACAAGGCGGUGCUGGCGGCGUGCAGCGAGUAUUUUGAGUCGGUGUUCAGCUGUCAGGCGGAAGACGACGGCCAGGGCAAGGAGCUGGAGAUGCACACGAUCAGCCCCAAAGUUUUCCGAGACAUCCUAGACUUCGCGUACACCUCUAAGAUCGUGGUGCGUCUGGAGUGCUUCCCGGAGCUUAUGACCGCGGCGAAGUUUCUGCUCAUGCGAUCUGUCAUCGAGAUCUGUCAGGAGGUCAUCAAACAAUCCAACGUGCAGAUCCUCGUGCCUCCUUCCCGAGGAGGCGAGCACAGCCUGUUCAGGGCCGCGGAGCAGCUGUCAUACCCCCUGCCCGUGGACAUGUCAAACGGGAGCGUGUCCAGCGGCGCAGUGUUUACCGACAACAACGACAGCGACAGUGCCGAUCCGACGCAACCAAGUAACAGCUCUCAGCCGGCCGCUUCCGGAGCACAAGCGGCCGAUCGCUUAGCGGUUUCCCCGCUGGAGUUUCCCAGCAGCCACCUCAAUAGCGACGGCUCCAAGCGAGGCAGAGGGAGACCCAAAAAAGAGCCCACGACAGAGCCGAUCACUUACAACAACAGCACUGCUCAAAACGAAAACGAGGGGAUUUUCUCGUGUGGGGUUUGUGGUAAGAUGUUUCCCGACGACGUCCAGUUGAGAAACCACGAGACGCAGCACGGGACGUUCACCGGCGGCGUGAGCACCAGAGCGGAGCUGGUCGCUGUGGACGGCCCGACGAUGAUCUCUCAUCCCCAGGCGCGGUUUCAGGAAAACGGACUGCCCGCGGACAACCGUAAACGCGAGAGGACGAGACGACACGUCGCGUGUGAUCUGUGCGGGAAGGUCUUCCGAGACGUCUACCACCUCAACCGGCACAAACUGUCUCAUUCGGGCGAGAAACCGUACGCGUGUCCGGUGUGCGGGCUGCGCUUCAAACGCAAGGACAGGAUGUCUUACCAUGUGCGGUCUCACGACGGCUCGGUGGGUAAACCUUAUGUCUGUCAAAGCUGCGGGAAAGGUUUCUCCAGGCCAGACCAUCUGAAUGGACAUAUUAAACAGGUUCACACCACAGAGAGACCUCACAAGUGUCAGAUUUGCAACGCAUCUUUCGCAACACGAGAUCGCCUGAGGUCACACCUGGCAUGCCAUGAAGAUAAGAUACCAUGUCAAGUGUGUGGGAAAUUCCUCCGGGCUGCCUACAUGACCGACCACUUGAAAAAACACAGUGAAGGACCUCAUAACUACUGUGGAAUAUGCAACAAAGGUUUUUCUACUGCAUCCUACUUAAAGGUGCACGUAAAAAUGCACCACAGCUCGACCAUGCUCCCUUCCUCUGCAGCACAUCAGUUCCCUGAACCACGCACCAACAGACCACAGAUGCACAACGGCGCCCCCUACCACUCAGGACGCCAGUGCGCAGUGGAAGGCCUUUGCACCAGUCGCCGGCUCGUGGUUACCUUUCCCGAGACAGAGGGGUCUUUUCGGGGGCUAACUGGGCCAGUUCUACCCCAGCCCGUCCCUCCGGCCCUCGGCCUGCAGCCUGAGCUGCUCCUGGGCAAGCCAGGUCCAACUCCCUAUUUCUGGGAGUGCCGCUUUCCUGGAGCACCAGGGUUUCCGCUUCAUGGACCUCUUACAGACGGGCAGGAGAAUGCUGGGAAAUGCCCCCAUCAGGACUCUGAUGGAUCGGACGCAGUUUUCGGUGACUUUUCCAACGGAACGGACCUCAAGGCUGAACAGAAAGUAGAGGGAGAAGAAAUGGAGGUGACAUCUUUCAUCUUCAACGGCCAACCUGAGGAUGCAUUGACCUCACCGGGGGGAUCCAAAAACAUCCAAACAAUAGACCAAGAAAAGAAGUUUGCCUGUGGCGACUGUGGCCAGACCUUCCGCACAAAGUCUUACCUCAACAAGCACCAUCACCGGGUUCAUAAGAAACGUGCUGCGGCCGGGUCGGGUCUCGGUGAUCUUGGCUCACCCUUUUCCCCCCAACAGAAUAUGUCACUUCUUGAAUCCUUUGGCUUUCAGAUCGUCCAGUCAGCCUUUGCCUCCUCACUAGUGGACUCUGAGAUGGGCAGCAGUGGAAUGGGUUUAGGGGAGAAAUGACCCCUUUGAGAUGCAGACAUUUCUUAUAACCUUAUUGGACAACCAAACUUUUCAUAACUGCGAGUUUAGUCUGUUGUCUCAUACUCCUUGACGCCAUAUGUAGACUACUUUUUGUUUUGUUUUUGGCUUUUCUUACUAUUCUAAUGUUUGUUAAUGUUUUGACUUUGCCAUCAUGGAUGCCAUUUUGAUUCCAUCUUGGUGUGAAGCAGCUAAUCUGUUUAUUCCUCCUUCGACAAAUCCUCAAUUUCAUUGGUCUAUCCUUAAAAAAAUAAUAAUUCAUUGCUUUUGACAUGUAUGUGUAUCACGUGUGUCUCUCAGCUUCCAGAUUGUGGAUUGAGGAUGAUGCCCCAAACUUUCAGAAUGUACCUCUAGGUUAUUUUUGCCCAGACUUACCUCACCGAGAAGCAUAACAUUAGCAAGCAUUACAAUUUUAACAGUCUAAACAAAAGUUUUCACAAUCAGAAAACACUGAGACUGUGUAAUUUGCGCAGCUGUUGCAGUCCAAUGGCCAUUAACACCUAGAUAUAAAACAAAAAAGAUAUAAAUAUUUUAGUCUUUUUCUGUAUGAGUUACUUUAACAAAUACUUAAAUGAUUUUAAAUCCUUUAAAACUUCAGGCUAAAUAAUGGCUGUUAAAGUGUUAGUUCAUCCAAAAAUGAAAAUUAGCCUGUGCUUUACUCA